Messenger RNA from Homarus americanus (American lobster), 7404 nucleotides. It is a transcript of the gene slpr, whose product is annotated as mitogen-activated protein kinase kinase kinase 9-like. The record is from RefSeq and is a predicted model, not a curated record. Bases 849 to 4433 code for a protein of 1194 amino acids. Lineage: Eukaryota; Metazoa; Arthropoda; Malacostraca; Decapoda; Nephropidae. Gene Ontology annotation, biological process: protein phosphorylation. The transcript is spliced from 16 exons. Gene Ontology annotation, molecular function: JUN kinase kinase kinase activity; protein binding; ATP binding.
AUGGCCGCUAGUCAGUCGAGCUGUGGAUGGUGUGGUGGGAUGACGUGACCCUUCCUCGCCCCCCUAACUUAUCGAUUCCUACAUCUAUGACGCCCUUGCAGGUUACUUGUCGACCUGUGAGGUAGAUAUCUAGUGCUUGGGUUAAAGUGGUGUGGUUUAUAUAAGUGUGUGAGUGUUGGGGGGAGGGAAUAAGAGCUGUGGUGAAUAAUGGUUUACUUAAGAUUGGAGUAGAGGAAGAUGGUGGUUAAUAUCACUGUCUCUAUCCCCUCUACCUCGACCUAGGGUGAGGGGCCCCCACAACACGGUUUAAUGCUGGAAAAAAGUGUAAAAUUGGGUGAUAAAAACGACUCGAGAAAGAUGGUGAUUCGACCCUUUGUGUUGUGGUGUGUUGACGUGUGAUUCUUCCUUUAAAUGUUGAGGUGGUGUUAGGUGGAGCCCUGGCCAGCUGCCUCCUGCUGGUGUGAGGCAACACUAAGGCUGAUAUUGGCACCACAGGGUUACUGCCACCUUAUCCUAAACUACAAGUGGCACUACAGGCACUAUUACCCGCCACACAGUACUGCAAGGACAGCUCGACUAAAUGUAGUCGAGCAUCGCCGGGUGUGGCACCGCUGCCCAGCUCCCGCGGUCCUCUGUCAUGGUACAGUCCGCAAGUCCGGUAAUUCUGCCCCCUAGCCCGGCCGAGCCGCCCCCGACAGCUUAGUGCCGCGCGGGUCCGGGCGAGUCUGGAGGCUGCACGGUCGCCUCUCUCCUGGAAGUUGUGUCGCCGGACCACCGAUGGGCGGGAAGUGCGGCAUAACGUGCGCGGGGGAGGCCGGGGGACUGUACGCACUCACCGCUCAACACACAUGUCUCCAGUAGUGGCGACGGGCCCCAUGGAGACCAAGCGGAAGAAGGCAGCAGCUCUGGAGAAUGGCGACGACUAUGGCUGCCAGAAACCCUCAGCAGGUGCCUCUGUCUCUCAGAACACCUCCUCCUCCUCUAGUGCACAGGCAUCAGUGGGGCGUUCGAGUCAGAAUCAGACCUGCGUGUGUACUACCCUCUACGACUACGAGGCCCAGGGGGACGACGAACUCAGCCUACGUCACGGAGAGAUCAUCGAGGUUCUCAGCCAGGACGUUAAGAUCUCGGGAGAUGAAGGCUGGUGGACCGGCAAGAUCAAUGGCAAGGUUGGGAUCUUCCCGUCCAACUUUGUGGCGGAGGUUCAGAACAUUAAGGAUGUGGAACCCAUCGAAAUUGACUUCAAUGACCUGGAAUUGGAAGAGGUGAUCGGGGUCGGGGGCUUUGGCAAGGUGUACCGCGGGAUACUGAAGGGCGAGGAGGUGGCGGUGAAGGCGGCGAGGCAGGACCCGGACGAGGACAUCAGUGUGACCAUCGACAAUGUACGGCAAGAGGCUAAACUCUUCUGGCUCCUAAAACACGAAAACAUAGUUGCGUUAAAAGGGGUGUGUCUCGUGGAACCCAACUUGUGUCUAGUGAUGGAAUAUGCCAGGGGAGGUUCCCUGAGCCGUGUCCUUCAACAAAGGAAAGCCAUAGGCCCCUCUGUGCUAACGGACUGGGCGAUCCAGAUCGCUCGCGGAAUGAACUACCUCCACAAUCAAGCCCCAGUUAGGAUUAUUCAUAGAGAUCUCAAAUCUUCCAAUGUGCUGCUGAGUGAGAUUAUAGACAAGAAUGAGCUACAGUUCAAGACGCUCAAGAUCACAGACUUUGGUCUGGCGCGGGAAGUGUCCAAGACGACGAGGAUGUCUGCCGCGGGCACCUACGCCUGGAUGGCUCCUGAGGUCAUCAAGACCUCUACCUUCUCUAAGGCUUCUGACGUCUGGAGCUACGGUGUAUUGCUAUGGGAGCUCCUGACGGGGGAGUCGCCUUACAAGGGCAUCGACACCCUGGCCAUCGCCUACGGGGUCGCCAUGAAUAAGCUCCGCCUACACAUCCCCACCACGGUACCCACCAACUGGAGGAAGCUCAUGGAGGGUUGUUGGGAGUUAGAUCCUCACGCUCGGCCAACUCUUGAGGUCAUCCUGAGCAAGUUGGACGAAAUCAGCCGGUCUAACUUCACGCAGACUCCCCAUGAGAGCUUCCACACCAUGCAGGGGCACUGGAAGGUGGAGAUAGAGGAGAAGGUUAAUGAGAUCAGAAUGAAGGAAAAUGAUCUUCGGUGUCGAGAAGAGGAAGUCCGCCGGGCGUUACUCAAGCAGAAGCAAAUGGCGGAACAACUGAAGAAGCGGGAGCAGGAACUACACAACAGAGAGAUGGAGCUCCUGCAGCGGGAGAUAUCCAUAGCCAUACAGCAGCAGUCAACCAAACCCACACCAAAGAAACGCAAAGGAAAGUUCAAGAAGAAACUCCUCACAAGAUCGCACCAGAUCUCCGCUCCCUCGGAUUUCCGGCACAACAUCACGGUGCAGCCGACCGCAGGUGUUGUUCUUAACCCUACGAGCCCCGACAGUCCCCCGGGCUCCCCUAACAUACCCAGACUCAGGGCCAUUGCAUUAUGCUCACUAGAAAGCCUGCCAUGUCCUCCUAGCAUACUUUGUAAUAUUUUAGAGUAUCAAAUACCAGCUGAUGGCGUGAAGGGCAAGACGUGGGGCCCCAGCACAGCGCACCAGAAGGAGCGAGGCCACAUCAUCCCCCAGCACCACGACAACCAAAAACGAUGGAGUAAGUCUGCGCCCAAUCUAGAGAAAACUCUCCGGCCCCUUCCGUACACAGCCACCAUGACGGGGCUCAACCAGAUAACAGCCUAUGGUCCAGAGAUUGCUGGCAAUGGAUAUUACUACAUGCCAGAGUGCACCAUUGAUGAGUGGAGAGCUUACUUGGACAACAAUGACUGCAGCGGUGAGGACGGAGGCUGGAGUGCCAAGCCGGUGCCUCUACGACCGUUGCCGGUGCCGACGCUGUACAAUGGCACCACUCCGGAGACCAAGGGCUUACAACCCAAAUUCUCUCCGCUGGAACUUCUCGUGUAUAAUAUUGCCGCCAUUCUGGCGAGUGUGGCCGCAGGAUAUGAUGUCCGGCUAUCAAAUGUGACAGCCAUUCAUCCCAGACUUCUUCCUGUCAAAGCUGAGGAUGAGGACGGGGAGUACCAGAGGUGGAUGGGUGUGAGUGAAUACGAGUUCUCCAGUCCGUCGGGUUACGCCCACAACACCUAUCACGGUCCAUCGCGACACUCACGGCCCGCGCUGGUCCUCGAACCCAAACCCAUACGCUUCACGGAUUCUCCCCAGCACUUUGCCAGCGGCCCUGUGGCUCUUCCCCCGACUCAACAGACGCCGCGCAGAAAGUCGUCGUCGGCGAGUAAUGACAGUGAGCAGCAGGUGGCCAGCUACAGCGGCCAGCGAGCCGUGUACAUCCCGGGUCCAGCCGACUACCUGCGCCCGGACUAUAGAAGUGACCAGAUGAUGGUGUGGGGCGAACGUAGUGAACACUCCUCUAAAGCAUCCUCUUCUGCCCACCAGCCUCCUCCCUCCCCAAAGACCGAUGCAGAGCUGUACCGUGGGGAGACUUACCAGCAGCCGUACGCUCCCGAUUACCGCUCUGACUCCGUCGGUUAUUACUACAGUGACCGGGCGUAUCACGGAGCACCCGCAGAGUACCUCGCCAGCGUUCACUAUGAGCAGCGGAUUUAUCCGCAGUAUGUGAUGCGACAUGCAGCGGCGGCAGCGGCGGCGAGCAGUGACGGCGGAUACCACGCCUAUGACAACCCGUCUACGUCCGUUUCCUCCUCCUCGACGUCGACAAAUCCUCGCACUCCGUCUAGAGUAAAUUUUCAACAUCGACGCACUCCAUCGUCUGUAUCCAAUGCCUCUACUUCAUCCUCAAAUGUAAACCCUUCAUUCAAAUUAGAAGAUGAAGGCGACAGCUCGUACUCCACUCCAACUCACCGUAGUGGUCAUUUUGAAGUGCACGGAGGACCGGCCCCGCCUCCGAGAGUAUCGCGUCAGAAUUCACACGAGCUGGACCGUAUUGACCGUCCGGGAUCUCUGGACCUUCCACGUCAUCAUCGCUCUUCCUUCAGGAAGUAUAACAUCAGCUAUGGGCGGUCAUCUCCUAAACCUCGCAGUGAACGUAGUGGGUCUGGGGGUUCAGGAGGGGGCACUCCCACUAAUCCCACUCCGCCAGAUAGCAUGACGAGCGAGGACAGCAGCUACGUCAGCGCCCCGGACAUGUACUCCACACUCUCCGGUGGAUCCGGGGGCAACUCGACCGGGGGAGGACGGGUGAGAUUCUCUCCUGCCUCUCACGUCAUCAGUCAGGAGGGAGUGCCGGGUCGACACACACUGCUCGACAUGCCAGUGGAAGGCCAGAGUCAGGACACAACAAAGCCCCUGACUGCACUGAGGCAGGCCAUCAGGAACCAAGAGCAGCAAGCUCUCCUCUCACAGGCCAACUCAUGGACAGCUUUUGAUGACGGCAGUGACGAGAGGUUGUAGCAGCACUCCACACGAGCCAACAUGCUCUCAGGGGGGCAUAAGCCCAGUUUACAUUCCAGGCACACAAGAGGGUAAUUCACUAGUUUCUCAAGUUUUCAUAAAGGUUGAUUUAGCAAUCUUAGGAAAGUUAUCAUCUUGAAAAAUAGGGGAAUCUAUUGAAUUUCUCUGCUGUCCUCUUUCUUUUGCUAUCAGUGAAACAGUUUGUCAUAUCUUGACUGCUUCAUUCUGAGACCUGAAGAUAGUGGAAAUUGAGAGCCAAUUGUUGGAGUGAGCAACAAUAUGGAGUAUAUGUUAUAAUCACUGUGCUCAAGCUUUCAGUUUUAUGUGGUUUGAUGAGAGCAGUGUACAUAGUAGUGCCAUCUAGUUAUUUCUACUUGGUGAGGAUUGAUAUAAUUCCUAUCAAGUCACAACUUCUGUGAUCCUUGGGCAGCCUUUGUGUAACUUUUCACCUCUUUGAUGGAGUAUAAGAGAGGUGGCAGACGUGAGUACUGUAAUUGUAAGGAGGAUAGUGAAAGGAGGCACAGAUAAAUAUGGUUGUGGAAGAUAGUGUCGUCAAGUGUUGGCCGGAGGCCUUGUCGUUAAGUAAGAUUUAUUAAUAUUGGUACGGUAGUCAGUCUACACCAGUUCCUUGUAUCGCUCACAAUAAGGUUCACUUUUCCAGAUCACCGUUUAAACCAUUUGUUCGCUCUUUUGUUCAACCCGGAAAUUCAUUUUUUACUCUAAAUUAAACUUUAAGACCUUACUGUGAAACACGAGAUUGUACUCUUACUGAAACACUGCAGCUCCUUGUAGGUAAAGUUGAAGAUGAAACCUUGUGUGCAAUAUACUGGUAGUCACUGUUAUCACUCCACAGUACUGUACUGUACUGUAGUUAGGUGUCCAUUGUUGAUUCAAGAAUUUUUAAUUUUUUUUAAUUAUACUAUUUCUUGAUGAACAAAAAUGUCACUUGGGUAAUAAAGUAAUAUCUCCUUUAGCCGGAAUCCCUCAAACCCGGAACUCUCCGAUAACCGGAAUUGAAAUUUUCUCGUAAAAUCGUUCCCAAAGCCAUAAUUUUCCGGAAAAUUCCGGCGUUGGGAAUGAUUUUCCGGGGGGCACAUUUCCCGGAAAAUUCCAGGGUUGGGGGAUAUUUUUCUGGGUUCAAGGGAUGAUGUAAUGGGCAAUUUCUAAACUUGGAAGUAAAAAACGGAGAACAUUUUUCCGUUACCUGGAAAGUUCCGGGGAUGAGGGAUUUUUUCCGGCUUUGAGAAAGUCGUCUGGUUACCCAGAAAUCUCUCAUUCCCAGAAGUGCUCUGCUCCAAUUGUUCCGGCUAAUGGAGAUAUCACUGUAUAUUAAUGAGAACUUUAUCAUUUUUUAACAGGUUUCAGUGACAAUUUUUUUAUGAAAUUGCCUUUAGAUGUACAGUAUGUGCCAUAUUGUAUUUAUUGUACUUGUGUUAGUUGGAAUGAUAUCUCUCAGAGUGCGAGAUGUACCAAAAUUUAUAAGAUGUCUCCUUUGGAGAGAUGUCUCACAGUUUGAGAGAUGUCUCAUAAUUUGAGAGAUGUCUCACAGUUUGAGAGAUGUCUCAUAAUUUGAGAGAUGUCUCACAGUUUGAGAGAUGUCUCACAGUUUGAGAGAUGUCUCACAGUUUGAGAGAUGUCUCACAUGCACAAGGAAGGGUUUUUUUUAUAUAUACUCUGUGUGUUUUUUUAGAUGCAUUCACUCAUUUUUUUCAUCUUUAGACAAGAAAACCAUCAGAAGUGAUAUUUUUAUUUAUGUUUUAGGCACCAAGUUGUGUUAGCUGGACCCAGAGGAGACAGUGAGGCCCUCACUGCGGCAGGUCACAUUAUAGUGUCUUAUCACAUUAUUUUGGGUUGACACUUGUUGUCAUGUGUGGGCUUAAGGUUAAUUGAUUCAUUUGUUUUAAACUGAAGGACAUUAGCGCUUUUAUACAUCCAUUUAAUAGAUCAACAUUACUAUUUUUGGCAGGAACAUAAUUACUGCUGUAGGGCAUUACUGUAGUACAUACAUUCUCUGUCUGUGAUUAUGUAGUCAUGAGUUACAGUUUGAUAAUCAGCUAUAAAGAAAAUGUCUUCCCAAGUAUAUACUGUACUGUAUUCCUUUACUGGAAUACAAGUUAUCUGAAAAAAAAAGUUUCUUCUCGAUUCUGAUCCACUGAAGGAUGAAGGAAGAGCUUUACAGUCACGUGUGAGGCGACCUGGUCUCAGAGUCUCAGUGUCAUGAUAAAUUUCUUCUUCUUUUUCUUCUUGUUCUCCCUUCUUUCUUCUUGUUGCCGGUGCCUUUGUUUAAUGGGUGGUGGGGCUUCUCUAUCAUAGUCACUCCUUCAUUGCUCUCAACCAUCCUUCACUAUUUUCUGAAGUUUUCUUUACUGUCCACCUCUUGUACUGUACCUCCUCCUACCCUUACUCUGUGUACAGUACAUCUCCUGGUCAUCUUAACCAUCAAACAACUACUGUAAUUAACUUUUAAAAAUGAUUCUUCUUCUUCUUCUCAUAACCAAUUUAUCACCCAUAAGAACACAUCAAGUAAUGGAGGGUAAAAUCUCUUCAUACAACAUCGCUGUUGAGCCAAAUCACUGAGCUGUGUUUAGUGGAAAGAAUUUAUGUAGCGAGACUCUGGGACCUGUGUGUACCUGUGACUUAUUUACCAUAGUGGAGUGUCUGUCAGCCUCUACAGGACUUGUAGUGAGGGUGUCAGCCUCUACCGGACUUGUAGUGAGGGUGUCAGCCUCUACAGGACUUGUAGUGAGGGUGUCAGCCUCUACCGGACUUGUAGUGAGGGUGUCAGCCUCUACAGGACUUGUAGUGAGGGUGUCAGCCUCUACAGGACUUGUAGUGAGGGUGUCAGCCUCUACAGGACUUGUAGUGAGGGUGUCAGCCUCUACAGGACUUGUAGUGAGGGUGUCAGCCUCUACAGGACUUGUAGUGAGGGUGUCAGCCUCUACAGGACUUGUAGUGAGGUGUGUCAGCCUCU